Messenger RNA from Periconia digitata, 2244 nucleotides. The record is from the annotation of a GenBank genome assembly. NCBI's taxonomy places the organism in Eukaryota, Fungi, Ascomycota, Dothideomycetes, Pleosporales, Periconiaceae.
AUAAACUCUUUUUUACGGAUUUACUUCAAACUCUUGAUCCGUAUGAUUUCACCCAGUACUGACAACAUGCACAUCAACAGCGAAACAUCGACGGUCAACGGGACCAGUCACACCGCAUACGGGAAGAAUGUUGUCGCAGAGCUCAAGAAGGAGGAGAAAGAAGAAGCGAAGGCAGUGCAAAAGCUGUCGAAGGAACAUGAUAUUGUGUUGAAAACCUUCAGAAUUCUGAUUGCCGACCUAUGCCAGCAGUUCGGUGGUGGCCAUCCUGGAGGAGCCAUUGGCAUGGCCGCGAUUGGCGUGGCUUUGUGGAAGUACGUGAUGCGAUACGCGCCUCAUACACCAGAUUAUUUCAAUCGCGAUCGAUUCGUCCUGUCAAAUGGUCACACAUGCCUGUUCCAAUAUACUUUCCUGCAUCUUACCGGAUACAAGGACAUGACUUUGGAUCAGUUGAAGUCCUACCACUCCGAACGUGUUGACGCUAUUUGUCCAGGUCAUCCAGAGAUCGAGAUCGAGGGAAUCGAGGUUACCACAGGCCCGCUUGGCCAAGGUAUCGCAAACGCUGUUGGGCUUGCCAUGGCUACGAAAAACCUCCAAGCCACAUACAAUACGCCCGACUUCGACGUCGUUUCGAACCACACAUGGUGCAUGAUUGGCGACGCAUGUCUACAAGAAGGUGUAGCUUUGGAGGCUAUAUCGUACGCAGGCCACCUGAAGCUGAACAAUCUAACCGUUAUAUACGACAACAACCAGAUCACUUGCGACGGCAGUGUGGAUUUGACGAACACGGAAGAUGUGAACACAAAGAUGAGGGCUUGUAACUGGAAUGUUAUAGACAUUGAGGAUGGCUGCUUUGAUAUUGAGGCGAUAGUCGAUGCGCUCAACCAAGCAAGAGCAUCUACCGAUAAACCGACUUUCAUCAACAUACGGACAGUCAUUGGACUCGGGAGCAAAGUCGCAGGUGAUGCCGCUGCACACGGCGCUGCUUUCGGUACCGAGGACGUUGCAAACAUUAAGCGAGUUUAUGGUUUCAACCCCGACGAACAUUUUGUGAUUGGGAAGGAAGUUCGUGACUUCUUUGAAAAAAUCCCAGAUCGUGGUCAACAACUAGUGCAGUCUUGGGAGAAGAAAGUCCAAGAGUACGAGUCCAAAUACCCAGAGCUUGGAGCUGAGUUCCGUCGACGUAGAGAAGGAAAAUUGCCGGACAACUGGGAAGACCUUAUACCAGCGUCCUUUCCCGAAAAACCAGUCGCAUCAAGGGCGGCGUCAGGUCUAGUGUUCAACCCAAUCGCCAAGGCAUGCAACAAUUUCAUGGUCGGUACUGCUGAUUUAUCUCCUUCGGUCAACAUGAUCUGGAAAGACAAGGUAGAUUUCCAGCCACCCGACCUUAAGACGCAGUGCGGUAUCACCGGAAACUACAGUGGGCGUUACAUCCAUUACGGCAUCCGCGAGCAUGCAAUGGCGGCCAUCUCCAACGGCCUCGCUGCGUAUGCGCCAAACACCAUCAUUCCAGUAACAUCGUCGUUCUUCAUGUUCUACCUCUAUGCGGCCCCGGCGGUACGAAUGGGUGCAUUGCAGCACCUCCAGGUAAUUCACGUUGCGACGCACGAUUCCAUUGGUACUGGCGAAGACGGCCCCACGCACCAGCCAAUCGAACUGGCAAAUCUAUAUAGGGCCAUGCCGAACAUCCUGUACAUUCGUCCAGGCGACAGUGAGGAGGUUGCAGGCGCAUGGAAAGUAGCGAUAGAAGCGAAGAACACACCAUCCAUCAUCUCCACUUCCCGUCAAGCACUCCCUCAAAUACCACAGACUCGCAGAGAUAUGGUAGCCAAGGGCGCGUAUGUUCUGGAGGAAGUCGAUGAUGCUGAUCUCACGCUCAUCGGUGUGGGUGCCGAGCUUUCAUUCGCGGUGAACGUUGCAGAAGCGCUCAAGGAAAAGAACAUCAAAGCUCGUGUCGUCAGUUUUCCCAGCUGGAGGCUAUUCGAGGCGCAGCCUUUGGAAUACAGGCGCGACGUACUCAGGAGGCAUCGUUUCCCGGCGGUGGUCAUUGAGCCGUACGCAGCUAAUGGCUGGGAGAGGUACGCCAACGCAGGCAUCAACAUGAAGCGCUUCGGACAGAGUUUGCCUUGCAAGGCUGUUUACAAGCUAUUUGGGUUUGAGACCGAGCCAAUGACCGAAAAGGUCAGUGCUUACUUGGAGAGACUCAAGAGUGACGAAAUUUUGAGAACCGAGUGGGUUGAUCUGUAG